Molecule: messenger RNA, 4182 nt
Organism: Haliotis rubra (blacklip abalone)
Lineage: Eukaryota; Metazoa; Mollusca; Gastropoda; Lepetellida; Haliotidae
Product: protein CASC3-like
Exons: 12
Coding region: 40-3159 (1039 amino acids)
Biological process (GO): mRNA processing
Cellular component (GO): exon-exon junction complex
Molecular function (GO): mRNA binding
Source: RefSeq, a predicted model, not a curated record
CCCGUUUACAGACGAGAUCACACUUGCCAUGCUAAGAAAAUGGCGGAUAGACGUCGGAGAAGGCGAAGAGAAGAUGGAGGAGAAGAUGAAGGCGGGGCGGCCGAUACCCUGAAAGAGGGUUCUACCAAAACUAGAGCUUCUGAAUGUGAAAGUGAAGGAGAAGGCAAUGGAGGAGAUGUGCUUUCUGAGAAUGGGAGUGCAUCAGAAAAGAAAGUAAAAGAGGAUGAAGAGGAUAGUGAAGAAGAAUCGGACUCAUCAGAAGAGACAGAUUCAGAUUCAGAUGAUGACGAUGAUGAUGAAGAGGAAGAUGAUGAUGAAGAAGCAUAUGACGAUGAUGUCAUCAUAGAGGAUGAUGGCAGCUGGGUAGAAGAAGAGAGGCAAAGUGGUGAUGGAGAGGAACAGCAAGAGGAUGGUAAGAAUCUUGAUGAUGAUGAAGACCGGAAGAAUCCUGCUUACAUCCCUCGAAAAGGGGCCUUCUAUGAGCACGAUACUCGCAUGCAUGGAGGUGGGGAGACCCAGCAGAAGGAAGAGGAAGACGAUCAAAGACCAAAGAAGAAGUUAUGGAAGGAUGAGGAAAAAUGGCUGCAUGAUCGUUAUCGGGAUGACCAGCAAGCACCAAAGUCUCGAGAAGAGCUGAUAGCCAUCUAUGGUUAUGAUAUUCGUGCCUAUGAUAAGCCACCUGACAGUGCUCCUAAACGAGGAAUGGGAAAGAGAGGAGGCCGACGAGGACAAAGGAGACUUGGGGACUUUGUCCCAAGUCAACGAAUGAAAACAGAGCUAGAUAACAGGACCUCAUACAGUGAUCUUGCCAAUGAGAAUGAUAUGCGGUCACCGCGAGAAUACAGGACUGAAAUCCGAACAGGCCCUGACUACAGGAAUCAAGAUAAUCGCUCUCAGUAUGAAACAAGAGCCAAAAAUUACCACAACCAGUCACAAGAUUAUCGUAAUCAAGCCCCAGAUGGCAGAUCCCAGGAUUAUCGCCUGGAACAUCGAUCCCAGGAUUACAGAAAUCAGGACUAUGGGAGUAGGUCUAGUCAAGAUUAUAGAGUGUCUCCUGAAAAAUCACAGGAUUACAGAAACCAAGCGGACUCACGAUCUGGCUACAGGGGACAUUCUGAUUACAACAAUCAAUACCAAUCAGAUUACGUACAGAGGAAUAAUAUGGAUAAUUCUCGGGGAAGAGGGCGUGGUCGUGGAGGAAGAGGCAGGGGCAAUAGAGGCAGAUAUUCUGACUCCCCAGAAACAUCAUUUGCUCCAAGUCGGCCCCGCCAGUCCACAUCACCUAGAGAGUUUACAAACACUACGUUGAAAAACCCUGGACAGGAUGCAGAUCAAGACCCUCAAGUAGAACGUGAAUCAGACUCUUCUGAAAUUAAGGAGAAGUCUCAGAGUCAGGAUGUUAUCAUCUCCAACAAAGAAAAUGUUCAAACUAUAAGUGUGACGAUUACAAACACUACCACGGAGAAGAAAUCCUAUUCUAAGGAUCGCCGCAGUAAAGUUGUAGGUCGAACGAGGGUGCAGGACACAGUGGUUAAUGCUAUUGACCCCAAUGUUGGAUCUAUGGCCAUCGAAAGUCCUGCAAAGGCCCCACCAGAGGAAAACAAUGGUCGAGCAGCAGCCCAGCAAAGUGGUUCCAGUAAAAUAGCUGACAAACAGCAGUUCCCCCCACGCCUUCAGAACACAGCUGCUAAACCAGACAUGGCGCAGCAGAGUCGACCUAAACGUUACUCCUCUCAGCGGCAGAGGAACAUCCCUGAUGUCAACUACUCAGAUCAGGUGUCUGUAGACAGUGGAACAUAUUACAAUCCUGCUGCCCCAGCCUACACUCCACCUAUGUACCGCCCUGAGCAGUCUGUUGCACAACCACCACAGCCAUCACCUCCACGUCUCCCUCAGCCUCAGCCCCAAGACACAGCUGGCUUCCAGACAACAAUACUACAGCCUCCCAUGGGCUUUCCACUACCAGUGUCUACAGCGGGUCUGCCAAAUGUCCCCCCACGGUUGUAUGCCCCAGGCCCUGCCCCAGCCGUCACCAUGACUGCACCCUCUGCCAUCAUACAGCCACAGUUCCUGGGGACAGGUGUUCCUGGAGUGCCACAGGUUGUGUAUGGGGCUCCCCCAGGACCAUACCCAAUGACAGUUGGAUUCCCAUCACCUCCGCCUCCCCCUCCACAGCAGGGUGCAGCUGCUCCUGCUCCUCCAAGCAACACAGGGCAGGAAUUGUUCAGAGGUGGCACCACUUACUAUGCCCCAGAGUUGCAGCAGCCAAGUCCUAACAGAUCACCGCAGAAGAGACCUAAGGCUGCCAUACCUAUAGUAAACCCUAUUGAGCACAAGAAGAAUGGAAGGACUGCUUAUGAGAGGGAAGAGUCAUCACGGGCUGGUCAUCCAGUUGUUGGUGCUGAAAUGGACAGGGAAGGGGAGACAAAUUUAUCUCCAGUUCCUGACAGUAGUGAUGGUGAUGGAGAUCCUGGCCUGACAGCAUACUCUCAACAGGCCGAGUUACCUCCCUAUGAGAGUGCUACAUACAAAGCCUCACAAGAACACAGUGCUAGCAAUAACCAACAGAGCGAUUCAUUUGUGCAAUCAACUGACAUUAACAUCAGUGAUGCAAAUUCUGAACCAGAUCAGAAUAUGAUUUCUUCUGAUCACUUAAGUAAAACUACUGAAGACUCGCCUAGAAUCAUGUUCAGUCAUCCUACUGACACUGAUGCCAGUGAAGUUAGUCAACAUUUGGUAGAAACUAAAAGUGAACCUAGAAUACCAGAGGACAAACUUACAGCAAUUGCUCACUCUCAAGAUCAUAUAUUGGAAAGUAGUUCCAGUGUUUCAAAAAGUGUACCAAACGUAGCAGUAGAAAUAACAAGAGACUUGGAACAUGUGUCAUUGAAUGAAACUGACACUUCAAACCCUGCACAGAGCACUGAUGUUAAAGAUGAUGAGAGGAGAAAACCUCAAGUGCAAGAAUUUUGUGUGAGAAAAGAUUUUGAGGUUGCAGAUAUAAAGCCAUCAGUUUCUCAGAUUGAUUCUGCGGUGGAUGCAGGUGGUGACUCAUCUCAGUAUGGAGGCUCAAAGAUGCAGAUGAAGAUUGAGAUGGAAGAAGGUUCAUCAGAAGCAGAUGUCUCAGUUCCUGCCACUGCUGUUGAAGCCAGCAAUUGAAGUGAACGGUGAUCUAGGGUCCCACAGUUGAAUGUUCUACAUGAUUUUUCAAGCUUAUGUUGCAUUUACUGAGAAGCAUUUUGGAUGUUGUUUUGUCUGUAUCGAAAGGAUUUUAAGUGUACUUUAAAGUGUUAUUAAACAUUCUUUGUGAUGGUUUUAUGAAUUCUAACACAUAAGUUGAUUUUGUUCCCAGACUUUUAUUUUUACUUUGAAUAUGAAUAUGAUGCAGCUCAGUAUUUUUCAUUGUCUAAGAGCAUGACAAGAAUUUUGAAUUUGAGGUAUGUUUAGUUGUGUGAGAGGCAUAUCAUAAAUCUGUGCUUAAUGUCCUUGUUUAGCUUUUGCCUCAAUGGUGUUGAGAGAAAUUGCAGUUUUAUCAAGUAUAUUUGGUUCUGUCAGAAAAUAUUUCGACUUUGUUACAACAAUUAACUCGGAAGAGAUAACAUGGAAAGUUUCCAAAUGGAAUUUUGCCAACACCAUGUAUCCUUGUGAAAUUAGUGUAUACCCAUUUUAUUGUGAUAUAUUCCUUGCACCCGUCAGCCACCAUAUCUAUUUUUGGUUAGAUUCAAUGACAGGAUGCUAGAUCAAGACAUCCAUUCUGAUUACACUGGAUUUUUUGGGUGAUUUAAACAAGCAGCGAUAACAUCAGUGCUAGUCUUGUCUGCUGUAAACCUGGAACACCUUGAAGUAAGGGGUCUUCCCUCUACCCAUUGAAAGAAAUCACCAUCUCCAGCUUAACAAUCAUAUACAAAGAAAUAUUGCAUGGUCACUGGGAUGAGGAAAGUUGGAUAUAGAGCUAUGCUGAACCAGUGUACAGGAGUAGUGAUUGGAUUGGUUGAUUAUUUCAAGUUCAUGUGUGAGGGAAUGUCCGUGUUUAGUGGUGGAGCUGAGGAUGUCAAAUUGAAGCUAUAUCAGAGCUACAGAUAACUUUUUGGGUCAUUGACUCAUGUCCUCGCUUCUGUUCAGCUCAAUUGGGUAUCCUAAUUUUCCUUUGAGUAACCAAAUAAAUUGUACUCACCUCACUCA